GAGGCGUGUAGGGAGAAGGGGAGGAGAGAAAGAGGAUGGCUUUCCUGGACAACCCCUCCAUUAUCUUGGCACACAUCCGUCAGUCGCACGUGACCAGCGAUGACACGGGCAUGUGUGAGAUGGUACUCAUCGACCACGACGUGGACCUGGAGAAGUGCCAGGCGUCCGGCGUGUCGGCCAGUGGGGGGUCGUUCGGGUCGGGCCAGUUUGGGGACGGCAGUGGCGGAGGGGACGGUCAGACCUGUGACCUCUCCCAGUCUGUAGACAUCACCUCCAGUUGGGAUUUUGGUAUACGUCGGCGAUCGAACACAGCUCAAAGACUGGAGAGACUGAGGAAAGAGCGACAGAACCAGAUUAAGUGCAAAAACAUUCAGUGGAAAGAGAGGACCUCAUCUCAGUCAGCAGAGGACCUGAGCUCGCUGUUUGAGAGGAAGGACUUUAAGGACAGGCCCCGCAGCACAGGGACCAAAUCCACGCUGUCCCUCCGCCUGGAGCAGUGUCCUCAACAGCUCAACAAUCCCUUCAACGAGUACUCCAAGUUUGACGGCAAGGGUCACGUAGGUACAACAGCAACCAAAAAAAUUGACGUCUACCUCUCAAUGCAGUCUGGCCAAGAAAAACUGCACCCCAUGACAGUCGUUACCAUGGCGAACGCUCGGGUGCAUGACCUCAUCGGUCUGAUCUGUUGGCAGUACACCAGUGAAGGAAGAGAACCCAAACUCAACGAAAACGUCAACGCCUACUGCCUCCAUAUCGCCGAGGACGACGGGGAGGUGGACACGGACUUCCCGCCUCUGGACUCCAGCGAGCCCAUCCACAAGUUUGGCUUUAGCACCCUGGCCUUGGUGGAGAAGUAUUCACCAGGAGGACUGGGAGCCAAGCAGUCCCUGUUUGUCAGAAUAAACGCCGCUCAUGGGUUUUCACUGAUCCCUGUGGACAACCUGAAGGUCACCAUGAAGGAGAUCCUUCAGAAAGCUCUGAAGAAGAGGAAGGGAUCUCAGAAAGGCUCCGGCCCCAUGUAUCGUCUGGAGAAACAGACGGAGCCAAACGUGGCCGUGGACCUGGAGAGCACCCUGGAAAGCCAAAGCACGCUGGAAUUCUGCCUUGUCCGAGAAAACAGUUCCAGGGGGGAGGAGAGUUCGGAGGAAGACCCGCCCAUUGAAAUCACUACGGUUCAGGACAUGCUGAGCAGUCACCACUACAAAUCCUUCAAGAUCAGCAUGAUCCACAAACUGCGCUUCACCACAGACGUACAGCUCGGGAUUUCUGGUGAGAAGGUGGAGAUCGAUCCAGUCACCAACCAGAAGACCAGCACCAAGUUCUGGAUCCGACAGAAGCCCAUCUCCAUCGACUCAGAUCUGCUGUGUGCCUGUGACCUGGUGGAGGAGAAGAGUCCAAGUCAUGCCAUAUUCAAGCUGACGUACCUCAGUAACCAUGACUACAAGGCUCUGUACUUUGAGUGCGAUGCUGCUACAGUCAACGAAAUCGUGCUCAAGGUGAACUACAUUCUGGAGUCACGGGCCAGCACCUCCCGUGCCGACUACUUCGCCCAGAAACAGCGGAAACUGAGCCGCCGCACGAGCUUCAGCUUUCAGAAGGACAAGAAGUCAGGGCAGUAGGACCCAGCCGCCCCCCGUCACGGGUCUUCCUCCAGAAAGACAGAGAGAGAGAGACAAUCUGGUUUAAGAGAAAAAGGGCCUCAAGACCUGAGGAGACAGGAAAGAAAAGGAAAUUUGUCAGGGAGAGAGAGAGGGAGAGAGAAAGGAAUA
Chanos chanos (milkfish) is the source of this 1769-nucleotide messenger RNA. RefSeq names its product MAPK associated protein 1 (gene mapkap1). The record is from RefSeq and is a predicted model, not a curated record. NCBI's taxonomy places the organism in Eukaryota, Metazoa, Chordata, Actinopteri, Gonorynchiformes, Chanidae. The transcript is spliced from 11 exons. Gene Ontology annotation, cellular component: cytoplasm; TORC2 complex; plasma membrane. Gene Ontology annotation, molecular function: phosphatidylinositol-4,5-bisphosphate binding. Gene Ontology annotation, biological process: TORC2 signaling. Bases 36 to 1619 code for a protein of 527 amino acids.